This is a messenger RNA of Capra hircus (goat), 2022 nucleotides long. RefSeq names its product solute carrier family 2 member 8 (gene SLC2A8). The transcript is spliced from 10 exons. Gene Ontology annotation, molecular function: transmembrane transporter activity. NCBI's taxonomy places the organism in Eukaryota, Metazoa, Chordata, Mammalia, Artiodactyla, Bovidae. Bases 127 to 1563 code for a protein of 478 amino acids. Gene Ontology annotation, biological process: transmembrane transport. The record is from RefSeq and is a predicted model, not a curated record. Gene Ontology annotation, cellular component: membrane.
CUGCUCCCUUACCCCGCCUAGAGCCGCUCCUCACUGUCUGUUGGUUGCCCUGGCCUGAGAGGCCGGUGCUGGCAGCACUCGCGGGACCCGUUGCGGGAACCCGCAAAGCAAGCGUUGAUCGCGGACAUGACGCCUGAGGACCAAGAGGAGACCCAGCCGCUCCUGCGGCCGCCAGGCGGCAGCGCUCCCCGCGGCCGCCUCGUCUUCCUCGCUGCCUUCGCCGCUGCCCUGGGACCGCUCAGCUUCGGCUUCGCCCUCGGCUACAGCUCCCCCGCCAUCCCGAGCCUGAGGCGCGCCGCGCCCCCGGCCCCGCACCUCGACGAAGAUGCAGCCUCCUGGUUCGGGGCCAUCGUAACCCUGGGCGCCGCGGCCGGGGGCGUGCUGGGCGGCUGGCUCCUGGACCGCGCGGGGCGCAAGCUGAGCCUCCUCCUCUGCGCCUUGCCCUUCGUGGCCGGCUUCGCCGUCAUCACCGCGGCUCAGAACCUGUGGAUGCUGCUUGGAGGCCGCCUACUUACUGGCUUGGCUUGCGGCAUUGCCUCGCUCGUGGCCCCGGUCUAUAUCUCUGAAAUUGCCUACCCUGAGGUGCGAGGGCUGCUCGGCUCCUGUGUGCAGCUGAUGGUGGUCACAGGCAUCCUCCUAGCCUACCUGGCAGGCUGGGUACUCGAGUGGCGCUGGCUGGCCGUGCUGGGCUGCGUGCCCCCCUCCUUCAUGCUGCUGCUCAUGUGUUUCAUGCCCGAGACCCCUCACUUCCUGCUGUCUCAGCACAAGCGCCAGGAGGCCAUGGCCGCCAUGCAGUUCCUGUGGGGCUCUGCCCCAGGCUGGGAGGAGCCUCCCACUGGGGCUGAGCACCAGGGCUUCCACGUGGCCCAGCUGCGGUGUCCUGGCGUCUACAAGCCCUUCAUCAUCGGCAUUUCCCUGAUGGCCUUCCAGCAGCUGUCGGGCGUCAAUGCCGUCAUGUUCUAUGCGGAGACCAUCUUUGAGGAGGCCAAGUUCAAGGACAGCAGCCUGGCCUCAGUCGUCGUGGGUGUCAUCCAGGUGCUGUUUACCGCCACAGCAGCCCUGAUCAUGGACAGAGCCGGGCGGAGGCUGCUCUUGACCUUGUCAGGUGUGGUCAUGGUGUUCAGCACCAGCGCCUUUGGCGCCUACUUCAAGCUGACUGAGGGCGGCCCCAGCAACUCCUCGCACGUGGACCUCCCAGCGCCUGUCUCCAUGGAGCCUGCCGAUACCAACGUGGGGCUGGCCUGGCUGGCGGUGGGCAGCAUGUGCCUCUUCAUCGCCGGCUUCGCUGUGGGCUGGGGGCCCAUCCCGUGGCUCCUCAUGUCUGAGAUCUUCCCUCUGCAUGUCAAGGGCGUGGCCACCGGCGUCUGCGUCCUCACCAACUGGUUCAUGGCCUUUCUGGUGACCAAAGAGUUCAGCAGCCUCAUGGAGGUGCUCAGGCCCUAUGGUGCCUUCUGGCUGGCCUCUGCCUUCUGCAUCUUCAGUGUCCUUUUCACUCUGGCCUGUGUCCCUGAGACCAAAGGGAAGACUUUGGAGCAAAUCACAGCCCACUUUGAGGGGCGAUGACAGCUUCUUCUUGUGAGCGGCUGCCCAACUUGCUGCACCUGCUUUGAGCCUCAGAGGGGAUGGGGCCUACCUGUGACUCCAAACUGAGCCUCUGCUGGGAGCCCGGAUCCCUGGCUGUCCCCAGGGAGUCAGGAGCCAAGACGGCAGCCCCUCGGAGCCUUGUCCUCUGGGGUCCCUCCUUCCUGCCCAGUGAAGCACGGGGACAAGGUUCCCAGCUGCUGGGUCCAGUUUCUACUGCUGCCCUGUGAUCCGGGAGAAGGAACAUCUCGGAGACGCUUCGCUGUCCCGUGGUCUGUCCUCCACACACCGACUCCAUCAUGACACAAAAGUGACAGCGGAGGAGGGGGGCUCUUGGUUCCUGGUUUUCUGGAGACGCUGGGUGAUGGCCUGUGGUAUCUCCUCUCACGUGGCUGCAUUAUCAGGGAGGAACUUUGCCAAAUAAAUAUUUGACUCAGAAAA